Messenger RNA from Colletotrichum phormii, 993 nucleotides. RefSeq names its product putative chitin deacetylase. The record is from RefSeq and is a predicted model, not a curated record. The transcript has 3 exons. Gene Ontology annotation, molecular function: hydrolase activity, acting on carbon-nitrogen (but not peptide) bonds. The coding region runs from base 1 to 993 and encodes 330 amino acids. Gene Ontology annotation, biological process: carbohydrate metabolic process. NCBI's taxonomy places the organism in Eukaryota, Fungi, Ascomycota, Sordariomycetes, Glomerellales, Glomerellaceae.
AUGGUUCAUGUCGAAGAAGCGUUGCAAAUUCCCCGGGACUUUGAGGGUUUCGGCGAAGAAGGUUUAGAUCCAAAAUGGCCAAAUGGGGCUCGUAUCGCGGUUUCCUUCGUUCUCAACUAUGAGGAAGGUGGAGAGAGAAGCACUUUGGACGGAGACCCUUUCUCAGAACCGUAUUUGUGGGAGAAAGGCGCAUCCGGUGGCUACAAAGAAGGUGCCAGGUACUUGAAUGCUGAGCAGGAUUUUGAGUACGGGAGUCGCUCAGCCUCUUGGCGCCUUAUCCGUCUCUUCAAAGAGUUUGGUUGGAGCUUCACUACUUAUGCUGUAGCGUACGCGCUCAAACGCAACCCCACCUUUGCAAAAGCGCUUGUCCGAGACGGGCACGAAAUCGCUUGCCACGGACUCAGAUGGCUGGACAUCUGGAACUACUCACUUGAAGAGGACAAGGAGUACAUCAAGCAGAACAUUCUGAUGCUGAAGGAAGUUUCGGGCGAGAUGCCCGUUGGCGCUUACUUUGGCCGCGGCACACCCAAUACGCCUUCGCUGUUCCCAGAGGUAUGGAAGAGUCUCGGGGGAGAGUUUCUCUGGUCUUCAGAAUGCUACAACGAUGACGUUCCUUACUGGCUCGACUUGCCAUGGGAAAAAGAGCUGCCAGAGGAGAAGCGCGAAGGCAUGCUUCUCAUCCCGUACAACUACGAUUGCAACGAUGGAAAAUUCCACAUGUCGCCCGGCUUUGGCAGCUCUGUUGCGGAGACGUAUGAGCAGUAUCUGAAGAACACAUUUGAUUGCUUGUAUAGGGAGGGCGGCAAACUCAUGAAUAUUCCCUUGCACACACGCAUCAUCGGCAAACCAGGUAGAUCAGAGGCUUUGAGGAAGUUCAUGAAGUAUGUUGCGGAAAAGGAAGGAGUUUGGGUCACCACGAGACGGGACAUUGCCAAACACAUGAGAGCCGAGUUUCCAUACAAGCCGAAUAGGGAGUGGAUGAAGGGUGUAUGA